AUGGUCGCCUUCCGCCACCCCGUUGUCGCCGUCUCACACGGACCCGGUCCAUUGUGGCUUCUCUCAUCGGGCUCUGUCGAUAUGAACAACUCCAGUCUCCCGGCGCGUGCACUGACCACUACGUUCGAGAAGCUCUACCCCAAGGGCAUGAACCUGCCCAAGCGCAUUCUCUAUGUGUCUGCUCACUGGGAAUCCGACAGCAGUGGCUUUGAAAUUUCUAGCGCUAUCAAGCCGGACAUGAUUUAUGACUAUCACGGCUUUCCAAGUGAGGCCUACGACGUUGCUUAUCCUGCAAAGGGCGAUCCCACUUUUGCACAAAAGGUAAAGGCUGAGCUUGAAAAGAACAACAUAAAGGCGAAGCUCGUGGACCGCGGAUUUGACCACGGCGUGUUCGUGCCAAUGCUUCUGAUCUGUCCCGAAGCCGAUAUCCCAAUCGUUACCAUGUCGAUCAAUUCACGCCUAGGCAACCAGGCACACUUCGAUUUGGGUCAGGCAAUUGCACCUUUCCGUGACGAGGACACGCUAAUUCUUUGUUCCGGUCAAGCUACACACAAUAUGCGUGCGUCUGGCGAGCCGAAUAGCCCGCUCUUGGAUUGGGCCGUGGCAUUCCAAGGCUGGUUGGACAAUACGUUCACGGCAGACUCCAAGCUAAGCUACAGUCAACGUAGGGACCAGAUAAUCAACUGGCAUGAUGCUCCCGCUGCUAGACUCGCACACCCGACGCCCGACCACUUCAUUCCAUUUGUCGUCGGAGCUGGCGCGGGUAUGGACGAAAGUAAGCCCGAAGCGGAAAAACUGUUUAGCGGGUGGGCAAUGAGCCACAUGUCGUUUGCCACAUAUGCCUGGGGAGCUAGGAACUAA
Peronospora farinosa is the source of this 861-nucleotide messenger RNA. The record is from the annotation of a GenBank genome assembly. NCBI's taxonomy places the organism in Eukaryota, Oomycota, Peronosporomycetes, Peronosporales, Peronosporaceae.